Messenger RNA from Lepus europaeus (European hare), 1644 nucleotides. It is a transcript of the gene CABP1, whose product is annotated as calcium binding protein 1. The record is from RefSeq and is a predicted model, not a curated record. Gene Ontology annotation, molecular function: calcium ion binding. The transcript has 9 exons. Bases 623 to 1261 code for a protein of 212 amino acids. NCBI's taxonomy places the organism in Eukaryota, Metazoa, Chordata, Mammalia, Lagomorpha, Leporidae.
GUGGACUCGGGGCUGCGAUGGGCGGUCCUGCGAGUUCACGGUGUAGGAGGCGGCCGGCGUCGGCGGCGCCCGCGGCGCGGCCACAGGCGCACUUAUACUCCAGGGGCUGACACACAGCAAAUCGGACACUUCAGACCCUUCCCUGACGGAGAGAAACACUUGCUCUCUGGGAACGCGAGGAAGAGCCGGCUGGCUGGGACUCCCUGUACCUGUUUGCACUCGCCCAGGAGCCAGCUGUGUGGGACCCACAGCAGAGCUGCCCACCUUCCAACGAGGGAAGCCUGCAGAACCACAGCCAUCAAUGGGGAUGCCAGGCCCAUUUUUAGAUCUCAUCUGUUCCUUACAGAAAAUGGGUCCAAGUUUGCCCAGGUUUCUAGAACAAUCCUUGAAAGGGCUUUGGAGAUUAUUAGCAUUGUUCACACAUGAUCUCAUUUCAUCUCUUCACUUCUGGCACAACCCUAGGGUGUAGCACAGUAACUGGCAUCUGGCACGAGUUGCUGACAGAGGUCUUGCCCAAGAAUAUUUAGUGGAUUCCAGAAAGGUAACCAAGAGUGGCACAGCACGGAUUUGGAACAGCGGUCACGGCCCCGCCUCUCGGGAGCUCCUGUGGGAUUCUGAUAAGAUGCGCCAGGAAGAGAAGAGCAGCUACAUGGUGGUGCAGACGAGCGAGGAGGGGCUGGCAGCCAGUGGCGAGCUCCCAGGACCACUCUUGAUGCUGGCCCAGAACUGCGCAGUCAUGCACAACCUGCUGGGCCCUGCCUGCAUUUUCCUGCGCAAGGGCUUCGCUGAGAACAGGCAGCCUGACAGAUCGCUGCGACCAGAGGAGAUUGAAGAGCUCCGAGAGGCCUUCAGGGAAUUCGACAAGGACAAGGACGGCUACAUCAACUGCCGGGACCUGGGCAACUGCAUGCGCACCAUGGGCUAUAUGCCCACCGAGAUGGAGCUCAUCGAGCUGUCGCAGCAGAUCAACAUGAACCUUGGUGGCCAUGUAGAUUUUGACGACUUUGUGGAACUAAUGGGGCCUAAACUCCUGGCGGAGACAGCAGAUAUGAUUGGAGUAAAGGAACUACGAGACGCUUUCCGAGAGUUUGACACCAAUGGUGAUGGGGAGAUAAGCACCAGUGAGUUGCGAGAGGCCAUGAGGAAGCUCCUGGGUCAUCAAGUGGGACACCGAGACAUAGAAGAAAUUAUCCGAGAUGUGGAUCUCAAUGGGGAUGGACGAGUAGACUUUGAAGAGUUUGUCCGGAUGAUGUCUCGCUGAGGCUGCAAGGGCUCUUCCAGGAUUGCCAAGCUCCCACGGGUGGGGAGGAGAGGAUCCGGAGCACGCCUCACCCCACCGUAGCUGCCGAGAGCCCGGGAUGAACUCGCGGACGGGGCCUGCCUGCACCCCGGGGAGGUGCCCACCCCAGACCCCCACCCCUCCGCACUGUGAAAGACUCACAACUCCUGCAACUGGAAAGGGGGGGCGCCCGCCGAGGAGGAGGCCACAGUGCCAAGCCAGCAGAGUCGUGCCAGGCGCCAAGUGCCAUGUGCCCAGCCGCGGCCGGCUGGGUGGGCCAGGGAGCCCACCAGCAGGCCCCACACAGCAUGUCCGCCCUGGGGCAGAGCCUCUCGCUGCCCUCCUCAGCUCUGUGCCCGUCCCAG